AGACCUGGACUUAAAACAGACUGUUUACAGUCCCAGUGUUUGUACAGAAGAAAAGAGAAAUUGAGAUGAGUAAAGAAGAUGCAAAGUCAGGAACUUCAGCAGACAACAAAUCAGCUGACUUAAAGGACAGUGAGGAUUUAUAUGAAGAUAUGACCGGAUACCAAAAGAGAACUUCAGCUGCCAAAACAGACAAUACAAGGACCAAAUGUCACAGACUGACUGCAGUGUGUUUGCUGCUACUGUGUGUUCUCCUGCUAUCUGUCAUCACAGUCCUGUGGAUCAAAUACGGCAUCCUGAAUACAGAAAGCAACCAGCUACAGACCAGUUACAACAAGCUGACUAAAGAGAGAGACCAGUUACAGACCAGUUACAACAAGCUGACUAAAGAGAGAGACCAGUUACAGACUAGUUACAACAAUCUGACUAAUGAAAGAGACAAGUUACAGCAGGAGAGAUCUGCACUGCACAGUGUGCUGUUAAAAUUUGGAUGGAGAUUUUUCAACACGAGUGUUUACAACAUUUCUACUGAAAAGAAAAGCUGGACUGAAAGCAGACAGGACUGCAUAAAGAAAGGAGCAGAUCUGCUGAUCAUAAACAGCAGAGAGGAACAGGAGUUCAUCAGUAAAUAUUUUGGCAGUAGUGAAGCUUGGAUUGGUCUGACUGACAGAGAUACUGAGGGGAAAUUUAAAUGGGUGGACGGUUCACCACUGAACACUGAGUUCUGGUGGGAUGGAGAACCAAAUGAUUUUGAACAGAAAGAGGACUGUGCUAUAACAGGCUAUGCAAAGGCUGAGUCUAACAUGUCGACCUGGGCUGAUUAUCCCUGUGACUUCCAUGUAGUUGGCAUUUGUGAAGCUCCCUAAGGUCAAUGGCUGAAAUUGAAACGUAAUUUCUUAAAAUGAUAAUAAUACUUUGCAUUGUUUACUGUGGUAUUAACAGUGCUAACAAUGGGGCACUAAAUAUUGCACACUCUUGUCCCUCUGACUAUUUUUUUUUACACAUUUGAGGCCAUUCUGUUAUGUUUAGCUAGUGGCUCAUGCAAAAUAGUAAUUUAAGUAAACUCUAGCCUCUGCAUACUAGGACCACCUACCUCACACACGCAUACACACCUGCACACUCAUACACACACGUGUGCACACACACACAUGCACACACACACAUGCACACUCAUGCACACAUACAUAUACUUGGCAGCGAUUAGCGAUUACACCCUCAAGUCUAACAUGUCGACCUGGGCUGAUUAUCCUUUUAACUUCCAUGUAGUUGGGAUUUGUGAGAUAACAGCUAAGCUCCCUAAGGUCAGUGGGUGAAAUUGAAACAUUAUAUCUUAAAAAGAUGAUAAUACUUUGCAUUGUUUACUGUGGUA
Messenger RNA from Hemibagrus wyckioides, 1366 nucleotides. Its product is annotated as C-type lectin domain family 4 member K-like. The record is from RefSeq and is a predicted model, not a curated record. The transcript is spliced from 5 exons. The coding region runs from base 66 to 863 and encodes 265 amino acids. NCBI's taxonomy places the organism in Eukaryota, Metazoa, Chordata, Actinopteri, Siluriformes, Bagridae.